This is a messenger RNA of Drosophila ficusphila, 1979 nucleotides long. It is a transcript of the gene Ndc1, whose product is annotated as nucleoporin Ndc1. Gene Ontology annotation, cellular component: nuclear pore transmembrane ring. Bases 146 to 1882 code for a protein of 578 amino acids. Gene Ontology annotation, molecular function: protein-macromolecule adaptor activity. The transcript has 2 exons. NCBI's taxonomy places the organism in Eukaryota, Metazoa, Arthropoda, Insecta, Diptera, Drosophilidae. The record is from RefSeq and is a predicted model, not a curated record. Gene Ontology annotation, biological process: nuclear pore organization.
GACAGCCACACUCAGCAAGUGCAACAAAUCGCGCGCGUUGCCGGCUAUUGGCAAAUGUUGCAAUAGUUCGCGAAAUUUGAAUAAAAACGCUUAUAAAGCUCAACAAAGCGUUAGCAAAGACCGAUCGUCAUCACUGAUAGCAAACAUGUCCGCCAGUUCCUCUAGCAACGCCUGUAAACUUCUGCUGCUCGGCCGUUGUCUUCGCGCAGUGCUUCUCAGCGUGGCCAUACAAUUCCUGCUGCUGACUGUCUUCCUGCUCUCGGUGAACUUCCAGUUGCUGCAUCCGCUCUCCUGGGUGACGGGAACACUGCGUCUGGUGGCCAGCUUGUACACCUGGUUCGCCAGCAUUCCGCUGGUCGCGUCCGUGGUACUUUACGGCGUGUCCCUGUGCCAGCAGCACCUUUCAGAGCGUCCCUACUGCCCCACCCGAUACCGAUGGCUCCUGCACUACGGUCCGCGCAAGCUGCUUUUCCUGGGCGCCCACCUCCUUGUCGGAUUUCUCACCGCCUGGCUCUACACAGGCUAUCUGCACACGGACUAUCAGUAUCUGCGUUACAAGUGCUAUGGCCAGAAUUGCAUUAGUGCCUAUCAUGUCUACUUGCUGGGCAUGGGCGUUGCAGCUGGCUGCUACUACUUUGUCUCCGUCCACAUGCGCCAGGAGGUCUCGAUUGAAUUUCCCAUUGUAGAGCAAUCCCGGAGAGAAAAGUUGCGUGAACUACUUUACGCCAGUUUGGCUCGAUCUCUGGUCAGAUCCCUGCUUCCCACCAUCUUCUACACUGCUGCCUUCUGGCUCUUUGGACCUCUUUUGUGUCACAAACUUAGCCACAUACUCUCUGUGGAUUUCGACGAGCGACUGGAAGGGUUCUUGGGUGUUGCCACCAAUGUCCGUCUGCUCUUUUACGGAUAUUUGCUAACUGCCCAGAUACUAAGUAAUAUGCACCUGAUGCGAUGCUUCUACGGCAUGCUUCUUUCCGAGGAUCUGCCUCUGGUGAUAACCAAGCAGCGAGCGGCCUUUGCUCAUGAACAGGAAGUGACCAUGGUCGCGGGACUCGGGGUCUUCAACGUCUUUGUUGUUCAGUGCCUGGCUGCUCAUUAUUUCUACAAGUUGGCGUUGCGAAAGGAUUCUCCACAGCGGGCGGAGAUAUUUCAGCUUACGGAGCCGGGCAAUCGGCCAGCAAACUGGCGUUCCCUCUGCGAUCAGUGCUUGAGUAUUCUGGGCAGUUUCACCGAAGAACUAACCGAGUCCAUGCAGAAGAUCAGUGUGCUCAAGGGUGCUCAGAGCUUACCAAUGCCGAAGAUUAGCGAAACUAUCUCCACCAGCUUGAUGGCAGAGAAAAUGCUGCUGCGACAGUACAACCAAAUGCACGGCAUUCGACCUAUUGUGUCGCCAAGGCGAGAAGAUGCAGUGGAUCGACCAGCGGACGGAAUUCGCCAUGUGCCCAAUUGGUGUGAACGCGUCUCCACGCAAUUGGAACAGGCCCUGCAGCGAUUGGUUCAGCGAGUACCCGGAAUUGUGUACUUUUUCAAGGAACCCGAAGGCGCCAAAACCACGUUCCUGUUGGCCAACUCCCUGCCCGUGGUUUACUUAACGCAGGCUCUGUCGCAAAUUUGCGUAGCCUCUCUGAAAGAAGAUCCAUACGGAGUGGUGCAGAACGAUCUACCAUCCAUCAUCAAGGCGAUAAACAAGCUCCGCAACGAACUAGAAAAGCUAAGCAGCGUGUCCGGCAACCUUAAAGCAUCCAGUUCCAGCUUUAAUGUUCUGCGAUGCGCUGUUCGCCGCAGUUUGUACGCGAUCUGCAACUCCUUCAGUGAAUAUCUCGCCGAUUUGUUGCCGCCCGGAGAGGAGCUCCGCCAACUGCAAGCCCUUGUCUGCCACGAAUAGAGCCCAUCCAUCACUAGAAACAAUCAUCUUGUACACUGUUUUUCAUAUCUUCUUAGUUUGUUGUCUGCGGUAACAAUAAAAAUUAAUAAAUAUAUAA